AUGAUGACAGCCACUACCAUACGACCACCUUACAUUCUACUGAUAGCCUUACUCAUCGGUACAGAGACUGAUUACUGUCUGGCUCUUGCUAGCAAUAACAAGAAGAGGUCACGCAAAAAGGCAGUAGGUCCUUCUCGUGGCUUUGGUGGGAUCGUGCUUCCACCAAUCGAACAGUCCUAUACUGUGGAUGACAGUCCUUCCACCAAAGGCCUCCUUGAGUUUUUGGAAGAUGAAGAAGUAGAAGGUCUUGAUACCUUGGAGAUUGGACAUUCUCGGAAUGGAUUGAGGGGAGUUUUCGCCAAGGAAUCAAUUGAAGAAGGAGAGUACAUAUGUGCGAUUCCAUUUGUUUCUACCAUUCUAGUUGACGAGACCUUUGUCGAUUCCAGCGAGGUCGAUUCCGACCUUCGUUCAGCCAAUAAGAUUGAAAACGCAGUCAAGUUCCACAAAAUGAUGGAAACGGAAGCAGAGAAGUGGUCAAAGUACUUUGACUGCCUCCCUACGCAAGAAGACGACAACUUUGAUGCCACACCAGAUUUUUGGUCCGACGAGGAUAUCAAAACUUUAGAAGUGCCAGUUUUGGUCGAAAACAUGCUCCAUAGGAAACAAGAGAUCGAAAAGGCCUCUAAGGAAACAGGGAUUGAGCUGCAGGAACUGCAGCUGGCAGCAUGGUUGGUUCAAUCCAGAGCAUUCACAACCUUGAAAAAAGUGGCAAUGUUGGACCCUGAUGAUCCUGACAAUUUGAAAAAAGAAGGCCUUCUACAGAGGACUAUACUCAUACCAUUUAUUGACUUUCUGAACCAUGCCUCGAUGUCGCCCAAUGCGGAGAUGCAAGUAAUUGAAACCAAGGCCUACGAAGAGUCCUUUUAUGCUCUCGUAGCAAAGCGGAAAAUUGCUAAAGGAAAAGAAGUCCGAAUACAGUAUGGGACUGGACACGAGACCUCUUUUGACCUUUUCUCCAAGUAUGGGUUCUUGCCAGAGGACAAUCAAUCAAAUGAUUUUGAAUAUCUUCGCAGCAGUGAAGUGACUCUGAAAAAUCUACAAGACAUUGAAAAUGUGGGCCAGCAACAAGCUGUGUCUCUACGAAAGUAUCUCAAGAAUCUCCUCGCCAAGAUGUAG
Molecule: messenger RNA, 1116 nt
Organism: Cylindrotheca closterium
Lineage: Eukaryota; Bacillariophyta; Bacillariophyceae; Bacillariales; Bacillariaceae
Source: the annotation of a GenBank genome assembly